Messenger RNA from Phaethon lepturus (White-tailed tropicbird), 1302 nucleotides. RefSeq names its product Src-like-adaptor (gene SLA). The record is from RefSeq and is a predicted model, not a curated record. The transcript has 7 exons. Gene Ontology annotation, molecular function: protein binding. Lineage: Eukaryota; Metazoa; Chordata; Aves; Phaethontiformes; Phaethontidae. Bases 187 to 1023 code for a protein of 278 amino acids.
AGCAAGUAUGUAAAACUCUCACAUGAAUUUAACACAAGACUUCUCAAAAGCAAAACUCUAUAAGAGUGGAGACACCCAAACUAGGUCAUUUCUCAUCUGUUGGCACAGCAGGUGUUAUUCUGAUGCUUAAUUUCAAUGUCUCCUUUGAUUUAGUUCUGAAGAGCUUUGACAGAAUUAGAAAGUGCAAUGGGAAAUACUGUGAAAACGCCAAGAGCCUCUGAAGAAACAAACGUGCCGAGCCAAAUGGGUCAGGAGAGUGAUUUCCUUGCUGUCCUCUAUGACUAUCCCUCAGCAGAUAUAAGCCAACCUAUAUUUCAUGUAGGGGAAAAACUACGUGUGCUAUCAGAUGAAGGAGGCUGGUGGAGAGUCCAUUCCCUUACAACAGGUAGAGAAAACUAUAUUCCAGGAAAAUAUGUAGCAAAGGUUUACCAUGGCUGGUUAUUUGAAGGACUGGGAAGAGAAAAAGCAGAGGAACUUCUACAGCUACCCAACACCAAGGUCGGCUCCUUCAUGAUCAGAGAGAGUGAAACUAGGAAAGGGUUAUAUUCCUUGUCGGUGCGGCACAGGCAAGUGAAACAUUACAGGAUCUUCCGCCUUCCAAAUAACUGGUAUUACAUCUCUCCACGGCAAACCUUUCAGUGCCUUGAAGACCUUGUGAAUCACUACUCAGAAGUUGCUGAUGGUCUCUGCUGUGUCCUUACAACACCUUGUCUUACCCAGUGCACUAACAACAACAGCAUAACGAAUCAAGUUCCUCCUGUGGUGAUGCGGAAUAAAAACUUCAACUGGAGAAACAUUCACAGGCUGGAGGUGACUGAAGGUACUGAAAGCACCCUGGCAGCAAUAGAUGAUUCUUGUCUCAGCUAUGGCCUGAGGGAAAGUAUUACUUCCUACCUCUCCUUAACACGGGGUGACGACGCUUCUUUUGCAAGUGCCAGAAAGAAGAAAGCCCAAUCUCUUAUAUACACAGGGAGCAAACGUAAGAGUACCCUUCACUUGCCACCUACAUACUAUGAAGACUAAACGUAAGACAACCAAGGGAAAACUAGGGGUUGGAAAACCCAGGUUAGAAGAGAAACCCAGAGCAUCCUAUGGUCAUGCAGUCCUUCGACAGCUGAGGGAUACAAGCACACCAACUGAUGAUCAAAUGCUGGCAAUGCUUCUGCAUUUCUUCUUCUGAAUGUUAACCAGAGACCUUAUUAAGGGUGGUCUCAGCCAUGGCAUAUGCUGGGAACAUCCCCAGUACACCUGAAAUUAGAACCUGCUCACAAGCAGGAUAAACUGAUAGACUCUAAGUCAAGA